GUGUAGCACACCUCCCCACAAUAAAACUACUUCUGUAAGGCUUCCACGAUCGAACAAGCCAUAGGGCGGAGUCAUGUCCAGCCGCAUGGUCAAAUCAUUAGCUCUCGUCGGCCACCAGGGUGUCCCCCUGUGGAGAGAACCGCAGCUAGCGCCCCCCGGUUUCUGCGGGCUUCAUCUUGAGCUGCGUCAUGGUGAUGCCGAUCAGGGUAGGCAACAUGUUAUCGUUGAUUAGCUUUGCCUCUUUGAAGUGAUUGCGCAGAGGGACCGACGGGGUAGUAGGUAAGUGCCGAGAGCUCAUUGUGCUGGUUCCGACUCAAAUACCAUUCGUAACCCUCGCCGCUCGUCUCCUCGAGUUAGCCCAGCCCUACGCAUACACAUUAUACUGGUCUUCAACAUGCUUUCUCAGCUCGCCGUCACUGCUACCCUCGCUCUCGCUGCCGUCGCUGCCAACUGUGGCAACGGCGUCUACCCCGAGUGUGUCAGCGUCUACAAGGGAACUGGCUGCCAAUCGUUCAACAAGGAGACGUCCUACCGUCCCACUUGCGAAGGAAACUGCUAUGUCUACCCCUUCGACUCUCUCCAGCUCGCCGGCAGCGCCUUCAAAAAUGUUGACUGUGUCGCCUACUCUGACACCAACUGCCAAAACAAGAUUGGUGACACUGGCAAUGUUAGCGGUGGAUGCUACAGCUUCAAGGGUGGCAAUUCGAUGAAGUGCUACCACGGCUGCUAAAUUUCUGCUCACCGAUCCUACACAAUACAUGGAUAAUUCAAGCCUAAAUAUUAGACUAAUGCUACUGCGCUUAGCCCUACUCACAAUAAUGAAUAUAAGCAUGCCAAAUUUUUGACAUAACCUACGUCGCUUCGCCGG
[Torrubiella] hemipterigena is the source of this 868-nucleotide messenger RNA. The record is from the annotation of a GenBank genome assembly. NCBI's taxonomy places the organism in Eukaryota, Fungi, Ascomycota, Sordariomycetes, Hypocreales, Clavicipitaceae.